This is a messenger RNA of Acanthoscelides obtectus, 3067 nucleotides long. NCBI's taxonomy places the organism in Eukaryota, Metazoa, Arthropoda, Insecta, Coleoptera, Chrysomelidae. The record is from the annotation of a GenBank genome assembly.
UCUUUGGCGAUCGCGAGUGAAUAAGGGAGACACGGUCGCAGUUUCUGUGUUCACCGCGGCAUUCCCCAUUCCUAAACAAAUCAUUUGUUGUACCGACACAAUCCGAAUACAUAUCUACCAGUAUACAUAGUGGAUAUUAACAACUGACAACGCGGUAGAGAAUGGCGUGAGCUAGAGAAAAGCGGGUAUCGGAGAAAAAGCGGAAAUGGGUUUUCCACCAGGCGGUGACAGUCGCCAGCUGCAGUCAGCUGUUUAAGUGGAAAACUGCUGCUGGGAGUGAUGGCACCACGGUCCGAAAACUCCUGCUUUGUCUAAGCCCCGUCGGGCCAUCAAACCACAAUGGGCUCAAGCAGUGGCGGCGCGGGCGGGGGCAGCAUCCUCAUCCUCAACGUCGGAGGGUCCAAAAAGAAGUACACCACGUUCCGGAGCCGGCAACGAGCCAACCUCAGCUUUUUCUUAGUUGUGAUGUUCUUCGCAGUGUUCGGCAUCAUAGUGUUCACUGAGGUGUUCUUCAUCGACGAGAGGAAUGUGGGGAGUACCAGUGGAGUGCUUGUCAGGCACGCGGGGUAUCAGGCUGGGUACAGGAAGGGGCAGGAGUACGAUGAGAACGAAGACUACAUAUCAAUCCGUAUGGGCCUAGGCGCAGGAGCCAUGAUGAACGACGAGACCCUAGGCGCACUUUUACUGGGCGGUGGCGGCGGGGUGCCCCCUGCGGUAGCGGCUGCUCGAGCCGCCCCAGCUUUACCUCUUUUACUCGAUACUCUACCUCUUAACUCGAAGGAUCUCAUCGAGACUCAACUUCCUCCAUAUCCAGAUAACUCAACGCUCACAGAAGGAUCUUGGCAGAAUGUGAAUGGUACAAAGUACAAAUUCUUCGUAUUUUCGGCAUUUUUCGACCAAAGAAGAAAAGGACAGCGAAUAAUUCGUGUGAUUGGUGCGACGAAGACUAGGGGACCAGAACGAGUGUGGUGUAGGCUGUGGUACAAAUUAGGGGAUGGAAAUGCUACGACACAUAUUUCAGUUACCGUUCCUGCCAAAGUAUGGGCAAUUCGCGAAAAUUGGAACUUGAAAUACAGUGCUUGCUUCGCGACAUGUCCUCUACCAGCAAAUCGUACCGCCAUACCUGGUACUGUCAGCAUUGUCGCUCGGCCCAGGGACCUACCAGGAAACUUGUUGGUGGUACAUAAUGGUAACAACGAGACCCGUGCUCCGCCACAUGGUUACAAAUUUGGUGUUUGUGUCAAACCGCUUCAUUUUGAUUACAAUAGGGAGAUUCAAAUGCUGGAGUUUUUAGAACUAAAUCGGCUUUUAGGCAUAGAACAUUUUACAUUUUACAACCAUACUAUAGGCCCGCAAGUAUCAUGCAUUCUCAGAGAUUACGAAUCUAAAGGUAUGGUGAAAUUGUUACCAUGGCAACUAAAUAUGGUGAGCCAAAAGGAAAUCAGGACCGAAGGUUUGUUCGCAGCACUGAACGACUGCAUGUACAGAUCCAUGUAUAAAUUUUCCCAUGUGGCACUCGUAGAUCUAGAUGAAUACAUCGUACCGAGACACAACUACACCUUACCACAACUUGUUGAGCAUCUGGAUCGCAGGGGCAACCUCCACACCGCUGGAGCUUUGUCCUUCCAGAACGCCUUCUUUUACCUCCAAUGGUCCGAUGACGAAUCUUUGGCCAACGAGAAUGAUCCAGUAGCGGCUAGUUUGGUCACAGUGCGCAAGACCAGACGAAGGGCCAAGUUGCAUCCACACAAACAGAGGUCCAAGUAUAUCUGUAGGCCAGAAGUGGCUGUUGAAGCUGGGAACCAUUUUGUAUGGGAAUUGCUUCCUGGGUACCAAACCAAGAAUGUACAUGCGGAUCAAGCGAUACUACAUCAUUAUAGAACCAGAACUGUUCAAAACAACUCAUAACCGUUAGAAUGUUUCGGUUUUGUUGGUACAGAGAACUGCCAGUUACGGAAUCAGUUCCGUUUUCUAUUGGAACGGUAAUUUCGAUCUGCGCAUAAUCUGGCCAGUUCAGGACUAGUCUGAGGAUUUGCUGGAACAAAGCUUAUGGAAAAGAAAGGUAGAUAAUAAUGCUUGUGUGAGCGAAAGCGGUAAAGUGUCAGCGUGGGUUUUUAUAUAUGACAUCGGAGCACCUGGUUUGUGCUAUUAACUAAUUUUUUGAUACUAUAACCCAGAUACCAAGAAUACGAGGUUUGUUCAAAAAGUAUCGGAAAUUUUGAAUUUUGGCGGGCUACGUAUGUUCGAUCUUCGAUCUUUUUGUGGCGUUAUGUUGGUACUCAUGACCCUCACUAAUGUUGACAAUAUCGAUUAUUUUGAAUGUUCAGUCGGAUCAAAGAAUUUGUAUUAAACUUUGUGUAAAAAACAACUUGAAGAGCGCGGACAUAUUCCAAAUGUUGACUGUUGCAUACGGCGAAGGUAUUUUGGACAAAAUCAACGUUUAUCGGUGGUACAAAAUGUUCUCAGAGGGCCGACAAGAUGUGAGCGACGAAAAGCGUAACGGUCGCCCAAGCACGUCAACAACAGCCGAAACAUUGAUGAGUUCUUGGCGCAGGGUAGAACGGCCAAUUAUGAAAAUUACCUUCAAGUAAUGCGCAAUUUGUGAAAAGCAAUCCGCCAUUUGUGGAAAAAAAAAUUGGCUUUUGCACCAUAAUAACGCCCCUGCUCAUGCAUCGUUACUUGUGCGCGAAUUUGUCGCCAUAAACAACACUCCAAUAAUGCCUCACCCACCGUAUUCCCCAGACCUGGCCCCCUGUGACUUUUUCUUGUUCCCGAAACUGAAGAGGCCCAUAAAAGGACGACGCUACUCCACGAUUGAACAAGAUAACAAACAAUGGUUUUUCAAAAUGCUUCGAGGAUUGGAACAAACGUUAUCACAAGUGUAUUACUUUGAAGGGGAUACAAUAGAUAUUCAUGAAUAAAUAAAUAAUUCUUAAAAAAAACAUUUUUGAACAAACUUCGUAUUCUCAUUUUUCAUGUUUUUCUUCAAAUGAUUUUAAUACGAUUGACGAUAAAAAAUCUUGACUUAUCCUACCUGUACAACUUCCAAACUUGACAUACACACAUG